CAGUGCUCAAGACGACAGGACCUCACAAGUGGGAAAAUACCUUAAACGGCCACGGAGCACUGAUAUCCCCAACUGGGUGUUCAAGACAACAGCUAACUGCUAAAGCUAAAGCUAACAACUAACUGCUAACACCUAAAGGUCAGAGGUCAUCCUGGCGGGUUCAAAGAUUAAGAUGGCCAGCAUGAACCGUCCAGCUCCGGUUGAACUCUGCCACAAGCACAUGAGAUUCCUCAUCACACACAAUCCAACAGACAGCACGCUCAACACCUUCAUAGAGGACCUGAAACGUUACGGUGCCACCACGGUGGUUCGAGUCUGUGACAUCACCUAUGACAAAACACCACUGGAGAAAGACGGGAUUACUGUGGUGGAUUGGCCGUUUGAUGACGGUGCCCCGCCCCCCAGUAAGCUGGUUGAUGACUGGUUGACCCUGCUGAAGAAGAAGUUUCAGGAGGAUCCAGGAAGCUGUGUGGCUGUGCACUGUGUGGCAGGACUUGGCAGGGCUCCUGUGCUGGUGGCUGUGGCUCUGAUAGAGAGUGGGAUGAAGUAUGAAGACGCCAUUCAACUUAUCAGACAGAAGCGUCGUGGGGCCAUCAACAGCAAACAGCUAACCUACCUGGAGAAAUAUCGCCCCAAGCAGAGACUCCGCUUCAAAGACUCUCACACACACAAGAACAAGUGUUGCACCAUGUGAACAGACACACGCACACACACACACACACACACACACACACACACACACACACACACACACACAUUCAUGCACAUGCACACAUAUCCUUCCCCUCAGCACAUGUCCUCAGGAAUCCAGCCACACUAGCCUUGUGUUAUUUUCAUACACACACAAAUACACAUACAGACUUUCACUGAUCUCUGCAGUGGGGCUUUAACUGCCCUGGGGAACUGGGGGAAUGGUCGGGUGUUUAUACAGUAAUGUCAUCAGACCCCCUCUUUCUCCCAUUGUUUCUAAUGAUUUCAUGUCUUUUUCUUUUAAAAAUUAUUUUUUAUGGCAUGUCGGCUUCAUAUGAUAGUUUACAGUAGAGAGAGACCGGAAAGAAGGGCAAGGGAGAGAAGGCGUAAAGUACUAUUAUUAUAUUUUUAAAGCUUAUUUUUUGAGGAAUAUUUGCUGUAUUAGGUAGUUCACAUUAAUAAGAGAUGGUACGGGUGGGUGGGAGAGAGAAAUUGAUGUGUUGUGGGGUCCUGAGCCCGAUUCAGAUUCACAACAUCCCAAAUCCUGAGACCUUAGGACACCAGGAAAGAUUCAGAUAUCACUCAUAUGGGCUUUUGAAAGCUGAUACUUUAUUUUAGUCAAUACUGUGCACCAAUACGCAAUAUAUUACCAUUUUCAUCCUAAGGCAUUACAAGAAUUCAGUGUUUCCCCCCUGAAUUUUUCUCUUGACAGGGUGGAAAAGCCUCUGAAACAGCAUUUUGAAACUGAAAUUUGAUCUCAAACCUGUACAAAUGUAUGCUUUUAGUCAGGUUGACAGCUUUUUAAAGGACAAUACCGGUGCCAGUUGUCUAGGUUGCCCACUCUUCUUUACAUUAUUCCUGAGGGAGUCUGUAAACAGUCACUGAUGCUGGAGAUAUCAUGGCUAAACUUCUUUCCUUCAGAAGAAGAAAUGUGCUGCCAUUCAUUCUUGUACCAAAUAAAAAACAACUUUAGAAUUAUUUCAGUGCACCUGAGUUGAACAUUUUCAGCAUCAGCUAGGUUUGCCUUUCAGAAAAGACAAAAAAGGCAAGUUAAUGUUAAAAGAUCUAAAUACAUAUGACAUGCUUUGCAAAACAAAUGACAGGUUAAGUAGAGGGACUUGAAAAACUGCAUGCACUCCCGAUGUAUUCCACAGAUUUCUUUAUUAAGUACAUACAGAACAAAAAUACAACGUUUCAAGCCAUGACAAGCUCUAUGUCUCACUACCUUUGAGAGAACCCAAUGUAACGUAGACAUAGUAGUUAAUGGGCCUUCACUGUAAAUGACACCGGUAUUCCCCUUAAAGGCAACCCACCUGUACAAUAUUAGGGGAAACUUAGUAAAUGACUUCAUUAGGUGGACAUUUAACUUACAAGGAGAUUUAAGAAAAUGAAAUGUCCUUGCACGUUUUACAAGCUGUAGUCAUGGAGGAAGCUCCAGGAUGUCAGUAGUGGAUGACAAUGACAUGCCAGUGUGUGAGAUUUAAUUAGAGGCCAGUAUUGGCCUGAUACUAUAUCAGUAAACUGAUAUAUCGAUCUAACCCUGCUACAUGAGAUUCAGCUGCUGUUACUACAUAUCACCACAUCAGUCAGACUUAGAUGGGCUAUAUGGGCUUACGAGACACAUUAUGAUGUUGUUCCUCAUCUGGUGUGAGGGUCUAAGGACAGAGGAUGUGGUACUCCUGUAAAGCCCUUUGGGACAAAUUUGUAAUUUGUGAUUCUGGGCUAUACAAAUAAAUCAAACUGAAUUAAAUAAAUUUGAAAUUAUGAGACACAUUAUGAUGUUUAAAGUGGCUCAUUCCCGCUGGGCCAGCUACGCUGCAACAAUCUGCAACUGAUGUAUGCUGAACUACCAUUAUCAUUACCAACCCUCAUUAUCACCUUACCAACCAUAUUCUGUAUAUUCCAUGAUCAUAAUGCAUGCAGUGUUAUUAAAUUUAACUGAGCAUGCAUAGCAAAGCUAUUUGAAUUCCCUGUUGUCAUGGCAGCCACCAAUUCACACCAGUCCACUGCAGCGUGAGCCCACCAGCUGUGGUCUGAGGAUGGAGCCACGUUGUGUCAAAACCCCAUGUAGCCUCAAAUCAUGUCUGGCAUACCGUAACAUGGCCUAGUGCUGCACAUAGGCUCUUAGUGUUUCGCAGUGUGUUACAGUAAACUCAUCUAUAUUUUCUUGUGGGGUGGAGGUUGCAUUUGAAUAUGCUUUGUUCCUUAUUAAAGCAGCAGCACAGUUGGAGUUCUUUUCUUUCACUUUACAUUCAAAAUGCAUUGGCCGGUAGUGGAACAUUCGCUCCUUGUUAUGUCUCAAUAGGUCAGGUGUUACAGCCUUUGCUCACUUUUCCAGUAUCCAUGUUAUUAAUUCCUCUGACAGGGUAGGAGGGGGAGACGGAGGGAGGAAGGAAAGAAUGGAGGGAGGAUCUACCCCAGUUUUAUCUGAAGUGUUUUCUUUUUUUUUUUAACAAUUACUCUGGGAUAAAUUGGCUGUGUAUGUGUAUAUAUGUGUGUGUGCAUGCAUGGGUGUGUGUGUGUGUGUCUGUGUGUGUCUGUGUGUCCUUGAUAACUUUAGCAAUACUGAUCUGGAUCAUUGGGAAUGGCUAAAGCUGCCACAUGUCUAAUCUUUGUAAAUUCUUAUAUUUAAUACAUUUUUGUCUGUCAUUUUCCCCAUUGUUUAAUAAAAUUAUUUAUAAUUUCC
Myripristis murdjan (pinecone soldierfish) is the source of this 3376-nucleotide messenger RNA. RefSeq names its product protein tyrosine phosphatase type IVA 3. The record is from RefSeq and is a predicted model, not a curated record. Lineage: Eukaryota; Metazoa; Chordata; Actinopteri; Holocentriformes; Holocentridae. The transcript is spliced from 6 exons. Bases 173 to 694 code for a protein of 173 amino acids. Gene Ontology annotation, biological process: protein dephosphorylation.